GUGCCGGCCGGGCGAGUUGAGAGGAGGUGCCAAGAUGGCGGCGCUGUGGGGCGGCGGCGCGGGAUACGCCGGGGCCGGGGGCACUCUCCCGCUGCGAGGCGGCUCCGAGGCCGGAGGGAGCGGCGCAGGAGGAGGCGGCCUCCCUUCCGCGCAGUACUUACUGGCAGAGGAUUUACACUUGGCAUCUUUGGAGGCAGAAACCAUUCUUGAAGCAGGAGAGUUUCUGGAAACAAUGCAGGACUACUUGGACUCUUCUGUUAUCUCUAUCGUCGAAGAUAUCAGUAGUAUGAAUGAGGGCCACAUGGAUGCUGAGAAUGAACUUUCCCUGUUGACUGCAAUCACUGAGAUACUGGACAGCACAGAUGAUGAGUCACUUUCUCCUUUUGACACUAUUCCUGACGCUGAAUUACUCACAUCUACCAGGGAGCGUGAAAAUUCUUCGUUUCAGAGGUUUCUGAGCUUGUCUAUAACACCUCCAAAAAGAGACUUAAACACCAAAGAGGAUUUCCAAGAACCUAGGCUUGGUAGCAUGACAGAAAAGGUUGAAGCCAGCACUGCUAGCCUACCCUUGGCAAUAACUCCAUCUUAUCCAAAGGAUUUGCCAGCUUCCAAGAAACCUAUUAGUAAAGCACUUUGGGGGGAACGGAGGAUGUUCAGGCAUAGGGAGCGAGAACCACCUCGGCUGCAACGUAGUGAUGGGGAAGAGGAGGAGGACGAGUCUGCAGCAACUAGCUGCCACCAAGGUUUUGUAGCAGAUGUGAAGGAGACUCCCAUAGCAAAGGAAGUUGAAAGAGACCUUGGUGAAAGUGAUGGCCCUUAUGUCAUUGCCCCAGAGAGUAUCUCCCUCAGUGAGCUGGUGAGGUCAAUGCAUCCUUACUGUCUGCCCAAUAUUACUGUAUGCUUGAGCCCUGAUAGCCAGCCUCUUGCUGAAGAAUUCCUUGCUGGCCCAGUUGUCUUGGAAAUAGUACCUGAAGAUGGAGAGAGCAUGGAAAUACCAGUAGUCCUGCAAAAUUUUGAGACAUUGGAGCUCGGACAAAAAACCAGUAGUGACAGCACUGCUGACAUUAUGAUCCCUGACCUGGAAAACAUAUUACCCAAAGGCAACACCAAAACUAAAGGCCUGGGCAGAGAGCUUGACUUGGGCAAACAGCCAGAGGAAGCAAGCAGGCCUGCCAUGCAAAAAGGAGAAGAUACUAAUACAGAAGAAGAGGAGAAUGUUCAGAAAUCAUCAGAUGACCAGAAGAGCGUGUCUGCAUCUAAACGUGUAAAGCUCUGCAGCUCAGAGAAGGGUCAGAUAUGUGGGCAUUCCAAGAAGAGGAAAAAAUAUAGUGAGGAAACAAGGUGGUGCAAAGAAGCUGUAAAUUGCAAGGAGAUUUCUGUAUCGUCUGAAGAGCAGGACAGGACUGAUCCAAGCAACUCUGUAUGCAAUAUUGAGUUUUUAGAAAAAGAGCUGGAGAGAGCUGGAGAGCAAGGCCUGGGUGAGUUGCUCCCAAACCAAGCAUCCAAGGCACUUGAAAGCCUGGAUAUUCAAGUGGAGGACCUGCUAAACAGCAAGACAGGCAAAGAUCCCCCAAGUUCACUUGAGUCCAGUUUGGAAAAUACAGAAGCCUCACCACACAUAGAAGAGGAGCUGUCUGGUAGAGACCAAGAGAAUGCAAAUUUAGUGCCUACAUAUCAAGGGGAAGUACAAAGUGAACCUGGAGAAGGAAAUCCACUCAUCUUGCAAGUGAAUGAGAUGGAAAGCCCAAAUGCUUCCCAGUUGCCACCCAGCAGCACUGUAGACCUUGUGAGGCAGUCUCUUAGGAAUCCCUUAUGCCCCAGAAAUGAUGAAGCUAAGGAAGCAUCAACAAAAGAAGCUAGGCCUAAGCCUCUUAGCUUGAGUGAAUAUAGGCAGCGCCGACAGCAGCGCCAAUCUAAUGAUAGGGCAACCAAGAGCAUGAUGGAGAACCAGAGUGCCAGCAAAUGGCCCACCCUCCCUGAACUUCCAACAGAGUUGGCUGAUCUUCCUUGUCUAAUUGUCCCUCCACCACCCACCAAAGUGGCUAAGCCUGAACUAGUGAAGGAGUGUGAAAAGCCCACUAGUUCAUCCACAACUCUCCCUCCAGUUAGUAAAGACAGUGCCAAUUCCCUUUCUUUGCCACUCUCUGUGGCAACAACUACAAUGAAUCCUCCUUCCCAGCUUGGCUGUUUGACCACUGCUGCCUCUGUCUCACCCCUCCACAUUGUAUCCUCACUGCCCAGUCAAGCAGGUGCCUUUCCCACUGUGGGAGUGCAGGUGCCUCCAAUACCACCCCCAACUUUCCUCCCUACAGCCCCUGGGGCUUUCUUUCCAGUCCCUCCUGAUCCCUUCACCUUGGGCUCGCAACCACCACCACUACCAGUGCCUUCUUGGUCUCACUUUCCCCCUCUGCCAGCUGGUUACCAAAGUUUCCCACCUCCACCUCUUGUUGCUGAGGCUUGCCCUCCUGUCUUUCAUACUCUUCCUCCUGUUUUGUCACCAAACUGGCCUCCCCCACCUGUUUCUUUGCCGCCUUUUCCCCCAGGCCCGCCUUAUAGCUCUGUAGAGUGGGGUGUGGGACCACAGCCUCCCUACUGGACUGGUAUCCCAAUGCCACCACCAGUAUUGCCCAUCUCCUAUGGGGAUCAAGGAGCUCCUAUGCAGAACCGCCCAAUUGCCACUCUGCCUGCUCCAUCUCCUACUGAAGGGACACUUGCCCAGCAUAGUACACUUUUGACACAAGAAUCCUCUCCCUUCAGAGGGCAGAACUUGGCAGUGAGUGAAAAACCCAGCCUGCCCACCCAGGGGCUUGGAGUGCAAAUUCCUGCUGCACUCAAGUCUGUUCCCAGAAGAGUAUUUGAUCCAAGGAAACAAGCACAAUCCUUGGCUGUUGAUCCCAAAGCAAUGGAGACUUCAAGCAGUUUUCAGCCAUUGGGGAAGCUGCCUUCUCCCCUCUCAGUUGUGGAACCUUUAGGGCAUGUUAAAAAUAUCUCUAGCUCUCAGGCCUUGGGAAAAGUUCAUUCUAUGCCAUCUUCCCAGCAAGUCACAGAACUCACUGGUACAGUGAAGUCAUCUGAAGAGCCGUCAUUUGCGCCCAGUCUCCAACAGAAUGUCAAAGAAGCUUUGCCUGCUUCCCAACUAGAAGAAGAUCAAGAAAAACAAACAACGCCAACUGAAGCAACUGUCAAGGAAUCUGCUCCCACAAAUCCCCCUGCAUCAGCAGUGCCCCAGAAGAUGGAUGAGUUUGGUCAGCUUUUGAAGAAACCAGCCCAUACAUGGAACCACCAGCCUUUUGUCAGCAUAGCACAGUGCAGCCGCAAUAAGGAUAUUGUUAAAGCAUUUAUUAAUGAAAUUGGAAUUGAAGCCUCUGACCUGUCCAGUCUGCUAGAACAAUUUGAAAAGAGAGAAAAUGAAGACUUAAAUGAAAACAAGUCAUUGGAUAAAAAGGAAGCGUCUAGUGUGACAAAGGCCAGAGAAAGUUUGGCUGCAGGGAAUGAUGGGUCUGAGUUACAGCGGGAAAAGAAAAUGGUAGACCGGCUUCAAGCACCAGAACUCACCAAUGUUGCAGGCCUGACUCCUCCAGCCACCCCACCCCACCAGUUAUGGAAACCUUUGGCAGCUGUUUCACUUUUGGGAAAACCUGGAUCUCAGAAAGGUGCGAGGCUUUUGAAAUCUCUGAGCAAACCUCACAGAAAAUCUCUAAUCCCAGUUCAUGUAGGCUCUGGUGAGCAUGACUACUGUCAGCUCAGUACUGCCCACUCAAAGGGAGGUGCCCGAUGGAAUGUCAAACACAACUUGGAUAUCACUAUAAAGCCUAUCAGAACCAUUCCAAAACAAGCAUCGGAUUCAUCUGCUGCCGAUAAGGUUCAUGCUUCUGCUGGACUGAACCCUGCAGGCACCUGCAGCAUAGCUACUGGCUACCAGAAUCCCAAAGAAGCUCCCAGCCCUGUUGAUGUUGGUCAGGACCAGAUCAGAGGGUCUACUCCUGGGGAAGCUAGCUCAGGUCCAGUGGUAUCAGAGUCACUACAGUUAAACAGUGCCCACCUAAGCCUGCACAAAGUGCCAUUGGACCACCGGACUAGUACACUAACAUCUAAGACUAGAGACAGUGAUAAGUCAUGUUCUGUAUUGCUAUCGCCAGCUGCAUCUCCAUGCUGGGAUGCAGAAGAGCCAACGUUACAGAAGCCUCAGGAAGUUCAACAGAAGCACUUGGCUUCUAAACGCUCUUUACGAUGUUACCGGGGAAGGCAAAAGUCAGUUAGUCCCCAAAAGGACAGUCGCAAAGGCCAACGAAAUCGUGCCAGUCAGUCUUUCAGCUCCAGCUCUGAUGGAGAAAGUGAGUCUUCCUCAUCUUCCUCCUCCUCCUCCUCUUCUUCCUCAUCAUGGUCUCGGUCUCUGCCAUCCAAGCGCUGGCGAAGACGUCGCUCACGAAGUUCCAGCUCCUCUUCUCGUUCCCCUUCUCUGGACAGGAGAAGGAGCUACAGAAGAAGAUAUGCUUCCAGCAGAUCCCGUGAGCGUUACGAAAGGGAGAAAAACAGAUACAAAGAGCGUGCAAUAGAAGAACGCCGUGUUGUCUUCAUUGGAAAAAUCCCUAGCAGGAUGACACGUUCAGAGCUGCGACACCGCUUCUCCAUUUUUGGAGACAUUGAGGAUUGCACACUGCACUUCCGGGAGCAGGGAGAUAACUAUGGCUUUGUGACAUACCGUUAUGCUGAAGAGGCCUUUGCUGCCAUAGAGGGUGGACAUGCACUGUGUCGUCCUGAUGAGCAGCCCUUUGACCUUUGCUUUGGUGGACGCCGGCAGUUCUGUAAAAGGAAUUAUGCUGACUUGGACUCUAACCAAGAUGACUUUCAGCCUAUCACUGGCAAGAACAAAUUUGAUUCCCUUGACUUUGACACCUUGUUGAAGCAGGCUCAGCGGAGUCUCCGGAGGUAACGCUGGCUCUUCCGGGCUCAUUUUGCCCGGUAGGUAUCUGCCUACACCAGCCUUUACCUCAGAUUGGCUGCAGGGGUAGGUGCCCCCCAGGCCUAGCUGCUAUGUCCAGCAUGGUUUUGUAAUGAAAUAUGACAAAAAUCCAAUAAACAAUUUCUAUCCUGUUUUUUCUAAGGACUAUUUAAGAGAAAAGACACUUUGUUUAACAGUGAGGACAAGAAUGGAAAAAUGCCACCUUCAGUUUGCUUAAUCACUAUGCAGACAAUAAACUCUAACCAUAAACCUA
Molecule: messenger RNA, 5216 nt
Organism: Sceloporus undulatus (fence lizard)
Lineage: Eukaryota; Metazoa; Chordata; Lepidosauria; Squamata; Phrynosomatidae
Gene: PPRC1
Product: PPARG related coactivator 1
Exons: 14
Coding region: 35-4933 (1632 amino acids)
Biological process (GO): positive regulation of transcription by RNA polymerase II
Cellular component (GO): nucleus
Molecular function (GO): transcription factor binding; RNA binding
Source: RefSeq, a predicted model, not a curated record